CAUUUCGUUGGGCGUGACUGGUGUGAGAGAGACCCGCCGACUUACGUCGUCUAUUGCUCCGUUUAUUAACGGCGUUAACUCCUCUUUUGUCUUCUUACACCGUUUGGUAUCGAUUUUCACAGACUUAGGGUUUUGAUUAUCGGCUCCCUCUUCCCUCCUCCAAACGCCCCUCCACACAAAUUUUCCCUAUGAAAAUCAUCACACUAAGCCAAUUUUUCCUAUCUAUAUAGCUGGUGAAAAAGAUCAGAUCGGAUUGGUCUAGUUAUGAAUUGAGGGUGUAAGUAAAUAUAGAGUUGGCUUUUAAGCUGUGAAAAUUCUAUCAAAGCUCAGCUCUGUGUUUAUAAACAUCAUGAUGACCCAUAUGUAUAUACCUAGUGGUGACAUCAACGGCAACUGCAAACCUAGAUCUCAGGAAUCAGUUUGUGGUUGAUGGAUCAAUGGUGAGGGCUCAUAUUCUUCGAUUACUCAGGUUGAACUUUUUCAUCCAUUAUAGAAACGAAGAGUUGCAGUCUCUUAUAGAUUAAGAGAAUGAUAACUCGAAUGUAGCUUCAACUUCAGAAGAGAAAUGAUGAUUAUAGCAGCCAUGUCCAAGGGUAGUGAUCCUUCAAGGGGGCUCUGGCUUCAGAAGUUAACUAAAAUUUUCCCUCGGAUGAUUAAUUUCCAGGGAGACAGAGAACAGAUCCAAUUCGAGUCAGGCGACAUACAUCUUCAAUUUUAGGGUUUAGUAAUAUCUUCCAUUUUCCAGUUUGUUUAAGACUGAUCUGGAGUUAGAGUUCUAUUGUAGUCUUCUUAUCAUAGUUUUGGGUUUCAACUUGUGGAUAGAUAUUAGUCUAGUAAACAGAAAUGAAUGCAAAUAUUGAAGAGGCAUUGGAUAGUGGUCCAAGAGUCACACUCAACUUAAAAAGAAAGCGGUCAACCCGGUGUGCUGCAUAUUUUACAGGAGCUACCCGCUCAGAGUUGCCGCAGUCACCGAACUCUAGUAGGCAUGGCAAGCGAAGGAAAUUAAAAGGAUGCACAAGCAGUGGAUCUCAUUCUAGGACAUCUUUGCUGAAAUGUUAUUUGAAUUUUAUGAGAAGUGGUGCACCACAGCGUCUAAUGUUUCAUCAGAAUGGUAAAUGGACUGAUUUCCCUGAAGAUCUUGUUGAGAUGGUCCGAAAAGAUGUUAUUGCGAAGAAGGCAACUAGUGAAAUUGAGUUGCAUGGUCGGCAAUAUGUGCUUGAUUUUUUGCACAUGUUCAAAGUGGAUUUGAGAUCAGGAUUCCAGCAACCCAUUGCUUGGAUUGAUGAAGCAGGAAGUUGCUUCUUCCCUGAAACUUUCUCGAAUGAUGCUGAAGAUGACAAUAAUGAUGCUGGUUACGAUGAUAACGAUGCUUUAGCUGAGUCUUGUGGGUCUCGUGAUUUCAAGUUGCAAGUGGAAAUUGAAAUAAAUGCAGUGGCUGAUACUAUGCUGGAUGAAUGUUGCGGGGAGUCCAACGUUCUUGUUAAGAAAAUUCACGUUGAGCAUGAGCCUGCUAGUAAUGCAUUUAUUGUUGAUGCUGAGGAUAGUUGCAACAGAGAACCUACUAUGAAAGUUGAGUGUGAUGAGAUGGAAGUCAAAUCCUUGUCAAUAGAUGAAUCUGUAAAUAAGAAGAUAGAUUGUGAUACUGUGCGAAAUAUGUUUUUGGUGGGAAUGGGAGGCUUGGGCUGUGUAGACAUAGUUGAUAUACACCCUUGCAUAAGUUCUUUGAUGCAAUCUAGAUGGGAGCUUUUUGAGAAGCAGGCUGAAAUUACUAGAAAGUGCCGUGGUAAUGCAAAUAUACAGUAUGCAUGGCUGCCUUCUUCGAAAGAAGCAAUAUCUGCACUAACAAUUUAUGGGCUUGGUUAUUCUGGACCAGCUUCAGUUAAGUCCAGAUAUGGCACUGGUGUUCACAUGACAGCUGCCAGCUUUCCAUCAAUGAGUGCAAGUUACUGUGAUAUUGACGAAAAGAAUGUACAGCACAUAGUGUUAUGUCGCGUAAUAACGGGGAAUGUUGAAGUUAUUCACCCUGGAAGUAAACAAUUUUACCCUAGUAGCAAUGAGUAUGAUACUGGAGUAGAUGAUCUCCAGAAUCCAAGACACUAUAUUGUCUGGAACAUGAAUAUCAAUACCCACAUCUAUCCUGAAUUUGUGGUUAGUUUCAAGGCUCCAUCUUUCACACAAGGGUAUAUGGUUGGAACUGAGAGUAAGCAUGAUGCUUCCGUGGUUACUUCAUCUUCACAGCCUUUAGGCCGGCUACAAAUAAAUCGCUCUACAGUUAAUAUGGAGAAUAAUAAGCAGCAGCCAAUGUCAGAUUUUGGGAGGCCUCUGGGAAGCCGAGGUCAAUUAAUUUCAGAUUCUGGAAAGUUUCAGGGACAUGCGGCAAGUCUGGGUUCUAGCACUUCAAGAAUUCCCAAAUCCCCUUGGAUGCCUUUCCCCAUGCUGUUUACUGCUAUCUCAAAAGAAGUUCUUCCAAAAGAUAUGGAUCUCAUAAAUAAGCAUUAUGAACUUUUUAGGGCAAAGAAGAUAGAUCGUGAUGAAUUUGUUAAAAAGCUGAGAUUGAUAGUUGGAGAUAAUUUGUUGAGGUCCACCAUAACGAAGCUUCAAUGCAAGAUUCCAGUGCAACCGAAGACCGAAUUAGAAGCAUUCGGGACAAAAGCUGAAGGUUGAGGAUGCCUUUAAUUGGUUGUUGGAGGAGUCGUACUGGUAUGCUGCCUGCUCUGUUUGCGCUAGCUUGCUAGAAAUGUGUCGACAUAAUCUUUUGUGAUGGCUAUCAUGUAUCUGGUUUGGAUAACUUGGUAGGUUUUAGGUAAUAAGAAACCUGUUCAAUGUUCUAUUUUCAUGCUAGUUAUUAAUUACUUUGUUGAGUAUGGUUUUAUUAUAUGCUUAAAAUACAUAUAUAUGUUUUAGUAGUUUAGUAAGGAACAUUCAUUUGCUUUUAACUUUUGUAUGGUACAUUAAGCCAGGUUGAGUAGUGUUUUUUCAAAUAUUAUAAUUACUUCUUAUCUUUUGCACA
Cannabis sativa is the source of this 3010-nucleotide messenger RNA. RefSeq names its product probable inactive poly [ADP-ribose] polymerase SRO1. Lineage: Eukaryota; Viridiplantae; Streptophyta; Magnoliopsida; Rosales; Cannabaceae. Gene Ontology annotation, molecular function: NAD+ poly-ADP-ribosyltransferase activity. The record is from RefSeq and is a predicted model, not a curated record. The coding region runs from base 844 to 2664 and encodes 606 amino acids. The transcript is spliced from 10 exons.